Hippocampus zosterae (dwarf seahorse) is the source of this 1462-nucleotide messenger RNA. It is a transcript of the gene dscc1, whose product is annotated as DNA replication and sister chromatid cohesion 1. The transcript has 9 exons. Lineage: Eukaryota; Metazoa; Chordata; Actinopteri; Syngnathiformes; Syngnathidae. The record is from RefSeq and is a predicted model, not a curated record. Gene Ontology annotation, cellular component: nucleus; Ctf18 RFC-like complex; chromatin. Gene Ontology annotation, biological process: maintenance of mitotic sister chromatid cohesion; mitotic sister chromatid cohesion. Bases 138 to 1310 code for a protein of 390 amino acids.
AGAGGGCGCGUAACUUUGUUAAGAAGCCUACGCACCACUUCAUUUCCCAACUCUCCAAAGCACCCAUCUUUUUACAUUCGUUUCGCCUAAAUGCCCAAAAUUUUUUCUGGAUUUUUCGAAUUUACGGUCUGUUCAAAAUGAGAACUUUGGGGGAGGUUCGGGCCACGCUUGAGAUCGCCAAGCUGAAAGAGGAAGAUCUGCAGAAAACGAUUCACUGUCUGUCUCUGGGAGAGAACGUCUCGUCUGCAGACUACUGCCUGAUGGAGCUGGACGACACACUGUGCAAACACAUAGAAGCGGGUAACAGCCUGGUGAUCAGAGGGGACAAAAAUGAACAUGCCGUGCUGUGUAGCGAUGACAAAACUUACGAUUUGAAGAUCGCAGACACGUCCAACAUGCUGCUCUUUCUGCCAGGAUGCAAAACACCCGAUCAGCUCACCAACACACAGGAGAGCACACAUCUCGUUCAUGCUCAGAUCUGGGGCUUUUGCAACAGCUACUGGGAAGUGAGGAGACAGCGUCCUAAAUUGAAGAAGCUGUUGAGAGUUUUAAGGGAGAAUCCAUAUCUAGGACCUCCCUUAGCGGGGCAGCAAGAGAAUGCUGAAAACACAUACACCAUGGACGAUCUGCUGGAGACGAUUCAAGCCAGUGAAGACGAGCUCAAGAACCACUUGAAGGCCAUCCACGCCUGUCAAAUAAAUGGCUGUUGGCGUGUGCUCGACUCUGACUAUGAGAUGAAGUUGCUUGGUCAUGUGACUCAGCUGGUAGACUCAGAGUCAUGGUCUUGCAACAAGGUUCCACUUCAAACCAGUCUGGAGGAGUUAGGCCCACUUGAGCCCAGAGAGAUGAUUGAGCACUGUUUAAACUGCUAUGGGACACGCUACACUGAAAAUGACGAUGUGUUUUAUUCGCUGGAUGAGGCUAAAGUUUGUCGGGCCACUGCGCUCAUGUUGCUGAAGAAUGCCGUUAAGUUCAACCUGAGGGAAUUUCAGGAGGUGUGGCAGCAGAGCGUACCAGAUGGUAUGAGCACCAGUAUGGACCAGCUCAAGAGUGUUGCCCUGGUGGACCGCACCUCCCGCCCUGAGACCAUCUGUCUUCUGCAGGUCGAAGAUCUCCCAGAGGACACACUGGAGCGCUUUAAUCAUCUUUUCACACUGCGAGAGAAAUGGACAGAAGACGAUAUUACGCCAUAUAUAGCGGACCUUUGCCGAGAGAAACAAACCACGGGAGCGCUGUUGACCAAAUAUGCUCGAUCUUCAAUGCAAAAUGGCGUCAAGGUGUUCAACUCCAGAAGGCCUAUUGCAACUUGACAUCAUCCUCAUGCCUUCCAUCACUUCUCUGUUUAAAAGUGUUCAUAAUUAUUGAUCCUGAGUUUUGGCAUUUACAAACUGUUGGGGCGUCUCCAGGUCACUUGAAUUUUAGCUGUUUGUAUAAAAUAAUUGUAAUACAUUUUUGCCAUAAA